UUUCUUUACAUUUCUAGACCCUACGAUCUGGUCAAUUUCGAGCUCAUCUAAUGCAGCUUUCUUCACCAAAGUUUCCUGUGGUUGUCAAGAUUGGGCAUGCUCAUAAUGGCAUGGGCAAGGUUAAAGUCGAAGGCCAUAGUGAUUUUCAAGACAUCGCCAGUGUUGUUGCUAUUACAAACUGCUACGCUACUACCGAGUCGUUCAUUGAUUCUAAGUAUGACAUCCGUGUUCAGAAGAUAGGUUCAAAUUACAAGGCGUUCAUGAGAACAUCCAUAUCUGGAAACUGGAAGGCAAACACGGGAUCAUCAGCUGUGGAGCAGAUUGCAAUGACUGAACAGUUCAAGCUAUGGGUGGAUGAAACUAGCGAACUUUUUGGUGGAUUAGAUAUUGUUUCCGUUGAGGCUAUUCACGGGAAAGAUGGCAAGAACUACAUAAUAGAGGUCAACGAUUCAUCAAUGCAACUUAUUGGUGAGAACCAAGAGGAAGACAGAAAGCACAUAGCUGACUUGGUCUUGCAAAAGAUGAAUGCCAAUGUUACGCAUUCAGCACCAGUUUUAACCAGUGCAUCAAGUUUGCCAAAUCUGCAACGAACUUCACAGAGCAAUAGUCCUAACACGUCAAAGGUUGGGACACCGACAUCCAAUCAGAAACCUACUCUGUCUGGUACACCAACAAAAACCCAAUCAAACCCACCACCCCUGCCGACACUGGACCUUCAUGAUGAGGAGGACACUCUCACCAAUCUCAAGAAAACGUUUGCCACGAUCUUUGGUGAUUUAUAAUCUGUAAAUUUGACUAAAUAAUUUAAAUAUGACUGUAUGUGUUAUUAGAAAUCUGAAAAUGGAUGUUGGAUCAGUAAUCCAUGGUUAGUGUUCUGAUAGCCUGUAAAAAAGAAAAAAAAAGCAAUAUGGAAACAAUUCAUUGAAAAAAAAACCCCAAUUGAGUCGUCCUUUACAUUUGAGAUAAACUACAUUGAAACACAUUUGAGCACAUGUCAUGCCUUACGGACUGUCUGUGAUAUCAAAUGGUUAGCUUAUCCAUAAAUUUAAGUCCUUAGGGGUUUUAAGAAAACAUAAAAAAGACAAGUCUAAAAUUUAAUAGAUGUCAGCAGGAAAAUCCAAAUCACUCAGCAGAGUGAUCACAAUCUUUUUUUAGCACUUGCCAGAUUCAUCUAGCCUCCUUGAGAGGUGUGAAGUUUGUAUGAAAACAUCU
Molecule: messenger RNA, 1212 nt
Organism: Anneissia japonica
Lineage: Eukaryota; Metazoa; Echinodermata; Crinoidea; Comatulida; Comatulidae
Product: synapsin-like
Exons: 7
Coding region: 51-782 (243 amino acids)
Biological process (GO): neurotransmitter secretion
Cellular component (GO): synaptic vesicle membrane; synaptic vesicle
Source: RefSeq, a predicted model, not a curated record